Messenger RNA from Morone saxatilis (striped sea-bass), 1641 nucleotides. RefSeq names its product leucine rich repeat containing 71 (gene lrrc71). The transcript has 17 exons. Bases 104 to 1576 code for a protein of 490 amino acids. The record is from RefSeq and is a predicted model, not a curated record. Gene Ontology annotation, molecular function: protein binding. Lineage: Eukaryota; Metazoa; Chordata; Actinopteri; Moronidae.
UGACGCCCAGAGGUUGGUUUUAGCUUAUUGUCGCUAACGUUAGCACCAAGAGCGGCGUUAGCUCACUUGUCCUGACUUUUAACCGUGUUUCGACUUCAGGACAAUGUCUAGAAAGAAACAGAAAGAGAAAACAGACAGGGCGCAUGCUGAGGACGAGGCUAAAACUACAGGACAGACUCCAAAUGAAAAAUUGCCAGCUCAGACCUUCGAUGAAUAUCAGUGCUCAGGCAAUGUGGAGAUUGACUUCCCUGGGCUUUGUGCUCUUCUGGACAUGAAGGAUAUCCCAGAUGUCAGCACCAGGCAACCGGCCUCCUCCACCACUGAAACUGAAGGAGGAGACACGGAGGACAGCCAGUCACAGAUAAAUGCUGCACCUUUCUGGUCUAAGCCAUGCCUCCAAGUGGAGCUGGAGAAUGAAGACCCCCUCAGCGCCAAUAAGCUGAAGGUUUCUGGAUGGAAGGUAGAUGAGCAGAUUGCCAGAGUGCUGCAGAAGAUGCUUCUCUCCCUGAGUAAGCUACAGAGUCUUCAGUUUUGGCAGGCGGGACUGACAGAUCAAAUGGUAAUCUCCUUCAUGAACGCAGUAUCACUGUGCUCCAACCUCAGUACAGUGAUAUUGGAGGGCAACCCUCUUCCAGAACAGAGCUACCACUGUCUUCUCUCAGAAGACAGCACCCUCACUCACUUGUCCCUGCGAAAUAACCGGAUAGGAGACGAGGGCGCUCGUUUAAUUGGCUCGGCUCUCUCAACAGCCAGAUCUACCAACAAGAACCUCUUAUCACUCAACCUGGCAUUCAACUCUAUUGGCGAUGCGGGUGCUAUGCAUAUUGCGCAGGGUCUGCGGCUGAAUCGUGCUUUGCUCUUUCUCUCGCUGUUCAACAAUCAGAUUGGAGACGUAGGAGCUGCUCAUCUGGCUGCGAUACUUGGUGAGUUUGCUCUAACUCAAGAAGAAGUUGUGGAGAGGAGGAAGCUGCUUCUGGAAAGAACGCAGUCUUCAUCUUUUCAGGUCGAUCCUGAACUGUCUCCUGCUGGCCAGCUCCCUUCAGUACCCAGCAGCACAUCACUGAGCAAAGGGGAGAACAAAGGGAAAAAAAAGGAAGCGUCGAAAAAAGAUGAGAAACCAGCUGCCCAAAAAGAGAACCCAAAGUCUAACAAGAAAUCUGCAGAUAUAAAAGGGCUUCAAAAUAAAGGUGGCAAGCUGGGGAGCAAAGAGAAACUGUCUGCACAGGAGGAUAAAUUAAGCUCUGCUCUGAAUGAGGUCGAGGUGGUGGAGAUAGUGAACCCCCUGCUGGACCAGUCGGUGCAGCACAGGGACGGUGAGCUUAUUCUGCCCGGAAACAGGACUUUGACCUCCCUAAACUUGGCAGGAAACAGGAUUACAGAGAAGUCUCUGCCUCUGUUCCUGACAUCACUAGAGAUGCAGGGUGAGGGAGGAGGCCUGCUGCGUCUCUGUCUGCAGAGAAACCGCUUCUCACCGGAGUGUGAGACUUAUCUGAAGAUAAAGGAACUGAUGACACUCGCAGACCCGCUCGAAAAACACGCCCCUGAGCAGACAGAAGAGGAAGGUCAGGGGGCAUAGUGCUGAGAGAACUGACACCAACUUCUCCAGACUUAUACUGAAUGCUUUUAAUUUGGUUUAUAACA